CCGCCGCCGGUGCCGCCCACGGUGCUGGUGCCGUCGGAGCGGGCCGUGGUGCUGCUGUCCUGCGCGCUCUCCGCGCUCGGCUCCGGCCUGCUGGUGGCCACGCACGCCCUGUGGCCCGACCUGCGCAGCCCGGCGCGGCGCCUCUUGCUCUUCCUGUCGCUGGCGGACCUGCUCUCGGCCGCCUCCUACUUCUACGGGGUGCUGCAGGACUUUUCGGGGCCCUCGUGGGACUGCGUGCUGCAGGGCGCGCUCUCCACCUUCGCCAACACCAGCUCCUUCUUCUGGACCGUGGCCAUCGCCCUCUACCUGUACUUCAGCAUCGUGCGCGGCGCGCACGGGCCUCGCGCCGGCCGGCUGCUCUGGGCUUUUCACCUGGUCAGCUGGGGUGUCCCUCUGGCCGUCACCGUGGCUGCUGUCUUGCUAAAGAAGAUCGGCUACGAUGCCUCGGAUGUGUCUGUGGGCUGGUGCUGGAUCGACCUGGAGGCCAAGGACCGCGCGCUGUGGAUGCUGCUGACCGGGAAGCUGUGGGAGAUACUGGCCUACGUCACGCUGCCCGUGAUCUACAUCCUCAUCAGGAAGCACAUUAGCAGGGCGCACGCAGCUCUCUCCGAGUACCGGCCCAUCCUCUCGGACGAACACCAGCGGCCAUACUACACCUCCGCGGCUGACCGGAAGCUGAGCCUCAUCCCGCUCAUCUUCAUCUGCCUGCGCGUCUGGAGCACCGUGCGCUUCGUCCUGACGCUCUGCGGCUCCCCGGCUGUGCACACGCCCGUGCUCGUGGUCCUGCACGUAGGUCCCCCUGUCGCCCAGCUUAUUGAUCCCUCUGGGGGGUGGCUGCUGUGCAGCCAGGUCUCUGCCCCAGGCGGAAUGCUGGCCUGCGCCUCCCCUGCUGCGCCCUGA
This is a messenger RNA of Echinops telfairi (small Madagascar hedgehog), 900 nucleotides long. RefSeq names its product G protein-coupled receptor 157 (gene GPR157). Gene Ontology annotation, molecular function: G protein-coupled receptor activity. Gene Ontology annotation, cellular component: plasma membrane. The annotation marks the transcript as partial. NCBI's taxonomy places the organism in Eukaryota, Metazoa, Chordata, Mammalia, Afrosoricida, Tenrecidae. Gene Ontology annotation, biological process: cell surface receptor signaling pathway; adenylate cyclase-activating G protein-coupled receptor signaling pathway. The record is from RefSeq and is a predicted model, not a curated record. The transcript has 4 exons.